AACCAACCUAACCACAGUACCACACUAUAUUUAAUUUAUCAGACAUUUUCCUAUUUUAAAUUUUACGUUUGAACAAAACACACUCACUCUACUAAUCAAUCUGACACAUUUUUUCCGACCAAUUUCGUCUUCUUCACAAAUCAACCAAAGUCCAGCAAACCCUAAUUUCCAAUGAUCUUCCCCAAUUUCUUCACGAUGAUCACUAUAAACUCAUUUCUAAUCUAAUUCAAAAACACAUUGAAUUUAUACUAGUUAUAAUCUGUGCAGAAAACUACGAUUUUUGAUCAUUUUGAUUUGUUGAUUGAAGAAAAAAGUAUAAAAAUGGCGUGGGAAAAUCCAUGUCAAGAAGCUACGAAAUCGAAGCCAUUGUUUGUUACUAUUUAUGCUACUGUGAUCAUCGGAAUUAUCUUCUCUUCAUUCUAUGUAUUCUCUGCUAUUUACUCGACUGAUUCUCCUGAUGCUCGAAUUUCUCUCUCCUCUUCAACUUCAAGAGGAGAUUCUUCUCUAAAAGCACCAAACUCUUCUCUGCCGACAGGUUUAAGCACGGGUUCAGUUUUUCCAGUCAAUCCUCAGAGCACAUCUUUGAAGCCUAUAUGGGAGUCUCCUAAAUCUAAGAAAAUGCCACCUUUGGACUCCUUUCGUUUGACGAAAGAGUUGGUGGAGGAGAGAGUGAAGGAUAAUGUUAUUAUAGUCACAUUUGGAAACUAUGCAUUCAUGGAUUUCAUCUUGACUUGGGUUAAACACUUGACUGAUUUGGGUUUGUCAAAUCUCCUAGUUGGUGCAAUGGAUACUAAAUUGUUGGAAGCGUUGUAUUGGAAGGGUAUUCCAGUUUUUGAUAUGGGAAGCCACAUGAGCACUAUAGAUGUGGGAUGGGGAUCACCAACUUUUCAUAAAAUGGGAAGAGAAAAGGUUAUUUUAAUCGAUUCUAUUCUGCCGUUUGGCUAUGAAUUACUAAUGUGUGACACGGACAUGGUUUGGUUGAAGAACCCCCUUCCAUAUUUUGCUCGUUUUCCUGAAGCAGAUGUUUUGACUUCAACUGAUCAAGUUGUGCCAACAGUGGUUGAUGAUAGGUUGGAUGCUUGGCAGCAAGUUAGUGGUGCAUACAAUAUAGGGAUCUUUCACUGGAGACCCACAGAAUCUUCAAAGAAGUUGGCUAAACAUUGGAAAGAGUUGCUUCUUGCUGAUGAAAAGAUAUGGGAUCAGAAUGGGUUUAAUGAUAUUGUACGAAGGCAGCUUGGGCCCUCUGUUGAUGAUGAAAGUGGUUUAGUUUAUGCUUAUGAUGGGAAUCUUAAGCUUGGGCUCCUUCCUGCCAGCAUAUUCUGUAGUGGACAUACUUAUUUUGUUCAGGCCAUGUAUCAACAAUUUAAACUGGAGCCAUAUGCAGUGCACACCACAUUCCAAUAUGCUGGUACUGAAGGAAAGCGUCAUCGAUUACGAGAAGCCAUGGUAUUUUUUGAUCCACCGGAAUACUAUAACUCUCCAGGAGGUUUCUUGUCAUUUAAGCCAACCAUUCCGAGAAGCUUAUUAUUGGAUGGAGAGCAUAAUGUUGAGUCACACUUUGCUCUUGUUAAUUAUCAGAUGAAGCAGAUACGAACUGUACUUGCUAUUGCAUCAUUGCUAAAUCGGACCCUGGUCAUGCCUCCAAUAUGGUGCAGGUUGGAUAGGCUUUGGUUUGGUCAUCCUGGUAUCCUGGAGGGUACCUUGACAAGGCAACCUUUUAUAUGCCCUCUGGAUCAUGUUUUCGAGGUGAACGUGAUGCUGCAAGACUUGUCACAGCAAGAAUUUGGUCCUCAUAUUGAUAUCAGGGAAUACUCCUUCCUUGAUAAUCCAGCACUGUCUGUAGAAGUGAAAAAAUCGUGGCUUGAUGUGCAUCUCUGUCAAGUGGGAUCAAAAGACUGCCAUGUUACCAAAAAUGUUAGUGCUGCCGGACUGCUCAGGUUUCCCAAACAUGGCAACGAAGAAACGUUCAAGACAGUGUUCUCCUCAUUCAAGAAUAUCAAGGUUAUAAACUUCUUAUCAAUCCAAAAUGCCUUCCUUGGGUUUGCUGACAAGGAGAGAGAACGGAAGUUCAUGAAUCGAGUUAAGCGAUAUGUAGGCAUAUGGUGUUGUGUGAUGAAUAACACUCCAGGCCAUAUAUAUUAUGACAUGUAUUGGGAUGAAAAACCUGGGUGGAAACCAUUACCACCACAAAAGCCAGAGGAUGAUCACCCUCCUGUAUAACUGCCUCAACCAUACAUUCCUCUUCCAAUAUGAAAACUUUAAAGGCAUUAUGACAAGAAGCACAGCUUGUAAUCAGCUGACAUAAAUCUAGGUCUUCUACAGUGCAAGGCCCACUGGUAAAUGGCAGUGCUUCCAUGCUCCAGCUGAGAGAGAGAUUUUGAUUAUUGCUGCAGUAAAAUGGCAGUGCUAGCAAUCUCCAAUUGAGAGAUUUUCAUCUAUUGCUGCAGGGCUAAUGGCUUUGCUGCAAUUCAGGCAUAUGAAGAUAUGUGCUGCUCUGUUCUAGGGUACGGCAAACAAAUUAUUUUACUAUUCUAGAUGUGAAAUUACUGUUGUAGGAAAUUUUGUUGAAUCAAUGAUCUUGGUGAAGAUGUUGAUCUGUGCAAAAGUUGUAUCUGGGCAUGUCUGUUAUUCAAUUAAUACGGUUUUGUAUGAAGUUGUAUCCUUCGUUCGAUGAUGAACAAAAAUACCGGUGAAUAAUUUGGCAUUUGGGGCAGAAAACUGCAUCCCCCGAGAUUUUUUGGAAAUAUAGACAUUUUGUAUUUUUGAAGUUUUUGUUUGAUCUAAGCAACCUAAGCAAUUAGAUCAUUUUUGGAAUAAAAAAUAAUUAAAGGAAGUAUGCAUACAAUAUCAUAAUGUGAUCAUUGAGAUGAACAGAAACAAAAUUUGUAUAAUCUGAUAAACUUCAAUUGGCAUAUCAACAACAAAACUCAAUUAGAGUAAUUCAUUCAGUAAACAAACUGAAUUUUACUGCAGCAAUUCGUCAAAACAAGAAAACUUCACAUUUCCUGCUUAUCUGUGACUGCCCUGCCAUGUUACUCUCGGAAAAUAGAAAACAGGAUAGACAAGCCACACGCCAUUUAUGUAUAUAUCUAUAUUGCAGUGGUCAAGACGAUGCCACACAACUGAGUCAGGCCACAAAAGAAAAAA
Molecule: messenger RNA, 3147 nt
Organism: Chenopodium quinoa (quinoa)
Lineage: Eukaryota; Viridiplantae; Streptophyta; Magnoliopsida; Caryophyllales; Amaranthaceae
Product: arabinosyltransferase XEG113-like
Exons: 13
Coding region: 322-2220 (632 amino acids)
Biological process (GO): cell wall pectin biosynthetic process
Cellular component (GO): Golgi apparatus
Molecular function (GO): arabinosyltransferase activity
Source: RefSeq, a predicted model, not a curated record